This is a messenger RNA of Branchiostoma belcheri (Belcher's lancelet), 1826 nucleotides long. RefSeq names its product melatonin receptor type 1B-A-like. Bases 882 to 1826 code for a protein of 314 amino acids. Gene Ontology annotation, cellular component: membrane. Gene Ontology annotation, molecular function: G protein-coupled receptor activity. Gene Ontology annotation, biological process: G protein-coupled receptor signaling pathway. NCBI's taxonomy places the organism in Eukaryota, Metazoa, Chordata, Leptocardii, Amphioxiformes, Branchiostomatidae. The transcript is spliced from 2 exons. The record is from RefSeq and is a predicted model, not a curated record.
AGUGUUAUAUUGGUCUUACAUGUAAUAUGUUGUAACAAUUUUCGUCGGUUUUCAUCAUAGGUUGGGCAAUCUAUUAUAAAAUGUAGAUCGUUUUCAACGCCUUUAUGACACGUGGGACACAGUCUCUCAUUGACACAGUCUCUCAUUAACUCAUAAACAUCCCAGACUGUCUCAGGCCCAGAACAAAAGGCAUGGGCAGAAUGAUUUACAAUUUUCGUCCCUACAUAUUGUUUGUCAAUGCUAUGGGGUGGAGACAAAUUACCAUGCGACAGGAAAAUUGACGUUUAUAUGUUCGGACGACCUACUACACAUUUCACCAUGGCCAAUGAAAACAACACGUUGUGUCACCUCUGACAUUUUAACUCCUGAACCUUGCAUCUAUGUCAGGAAAAUGAUCAGAGAAACGGAGCAAACAUAAAAUGCACAAUAGGAUAAUCUAAGAACCAGAAGCAACACUUAGCUGUUUGAUUUCGUGAUUCUUGGAUUUAAAAAUUCUGAACUGGAGGACAGACAUGAACACAUACAUAGUCUGAUAGUGUGAUAAAGCACAGAGAUUUGGAGUAAUAGUCUUCUGUUUUCAUUUGUCCUUUUGCUGAACUUACAAAUAUAAUAUUUCCAUUACAUAUAACCAUGUCCUUUUUUUGUCUCACAGUAAGUAAUAAUUACAUCAUUAGCAGAUUGCAUGUAGAUCUUAAUAAUGCCAUUUUCAGAAAAUGUAUGGGCGAUAUACAGAUUUCAUAAUAUCAUAACACUUGUCUAUUAUAAAGGACCAUUUUUCUGAUCCCCAAUCUUUUUACAGGAAUCCUUCUGGUGUCUGACGUCAUACGAGCGUCAUCAUCACCUCAGAGAUGGCGUGAGGUCCAUGAGAACAAAUCGUUGCCAUGGCAACUGACUGGGACUACGCUUUCACUGUCAUCAUCGGAAUUAUCAUCGUUGCGACGGUCAUUGGUAACCUCCUCCUUAUUGUGGUCAUCCUGAAGAACAAAGAAUUGAAGAAAGCCAUCAACAUCCCCCUGGCUAGUCUUAGCAGUUCUGACAUCAUCUUCGCCAUCUUGCUUUGCUUUUGGGCCCAGAAUCACGUGUACCCCGAAUGGGAGACUCCAGCAGCACUGUGCUGGCUUAUUGGGUACCUUACUCCUGUGAUAUGGGCCGUGGCAUCAUGGCACAUGCUGUGUAUCGUCCUUACGUCUUACUUCAAGAUCUGUACCAACAGUACACGUCUGAAGUCCACACGUACGGUCGGUAUCAUGCUCUUCUUCACAUGGUUGAUUCCCGCUGUUACUAUCUUGCCUCUUGUGAUCAUUGAAGAAGUGAAGUUAGACCCGAAGCUGAAACAGUGCGGAGUGUCAAUGUCGGAAAAACUCUGGGCAAAAUUGCUUGUGAUCUUGAUAAACUUCUUCAUCCCGUUCAUUGGGGCCUUCGUCUUUUACGGUCUCAUCGAAAACCAUGUGAGAAAGAGCAAGGAACGUGUUGAAGCUAACAAAAUGGCCGGCCUCAAACCAAACCGUUUGGCAGUGCAAUACUCUCGUGGACAGAAGGAUGAUGCUUCUCCUUCCACGAGCAAUGUAACAAUCACAACGCCUCCACAAAACCCGGAGGAUAAAAAUGUGCGAGAUGAAGAAACAGACAAUGACGGUGUAGGAUCGGAGAUGUACAAAAACUCCUCAGACACAUCAAGUGAUGAGGAACAAAAUGUCACAAAGUCAACUGGGGUCCAUAUCACGUCCCCACCAUGUGACUGUGUCCCUGACUAUGCUGACACCACCCCUGACACCGCCCCUGACUGUGCUGACACCACCCCUGACACCGCCCCUGACGUGUGCUGA